Messenger RNA from Glarea lozoyensis ATCC 20868, 1674 nucleotides. Its product is annotated as UDP-Glycosyltransferase/glycogen phosphorylase. The record is from RefSeq and is a predicted model, not a curated record. Lineage: Eukaryota; Fungi; Ascomycota; Leotiomycetes; Helotiales; Helotiaceae. Gene Ontology annotation, molecular function: GDP-Man:Man(3)GlcNAc(2)-PP-Dol alpha-1,2-mannosyltransferase activity. Bases 1 to 1674 code for a protein of 557 amino acids. The transcript is spliced from 4 exons. Gene Ontology annotation, cellular component: endoplasmic reticulum membrane. Gene Ontology annotation, biological process: protein N-linked glycosylation.
AUGGCGGAUAUGUGUACGACGCCAGACGGUGCUAGUAUGUGGACACUAGGACUCGGGUCCAAAUGGUUUAGUAUAAUUUCGGUCUCCAUACUCGGGUUCUUUCCUCUGGUUCUCAUACUUCUUGGUCCGAAGCUCGUAUUCUAUUUGGGAAGCAUAGUUGGGUAUUAUUUGAGGAAGAAGACCGCUGGACGGAGAGCACAGAUUCUCGACUUGGUCGAGACGGAAGAGAAGGAAUACCUUGCUGGACUGAAGGAAAGGAGAGACAGUGACGAAUGGGAAAACGUGCAGUCUGAUUUGGCGGAUGAGAAGGGAGGAGCCGCUCCGGAUAGGGACUGGGACGGCAUAGUCGGAUUCUUCCACCCUUUCUGCAACGCUGGUGGUGGUGGAGAGCGAGUACUAUGGGCAGCAAUUCGAGCGACACAGAGGAGGUGGCCUAAGGCUAAAUGUAUAGUUUACACGGGAGACCAUGAUGUCGACAAGAAUGCCAUACUGGCCCGAGUAAAGAAUCGAUUCAACAUCCAUCUACAUCCUCCCACAAUCACCUUCAUGUACCUCACAACCCGCUCCUGGGUGCUUGCCUCAUCUUGGCCACAUUUCACACUCUUGGGACAAUCGAUCGGAUCUCUUGUGCUAGCUUGGGACGCCUUUUCCCUGCUUCCGCCCGAUAUCUUCCUGGACACAAUGGGAUAUGCGUUUGCGCUUGGAUUUAGUAAGAUUUUGUUCGGAGAUGUGCCAACUGGUGCUUACGUUCAUUAUCCUACCAUCUCUACUGAUAUGUUGAGCUCUCUAGAUCCGGAAUCUUCAACAGGAACACUAGGUGUUAAUGCAGGAAAAGGACAAGGUGCAGCAGGGGCUGCAAAGAAGAUUUAUUGGGAGGUUUUCGCCAAGCUAUAUUCCUUCGUUGGGUCAUCAAUCGACGUUGUCAUGACGAACUCAACCUGGACGCAGGAACAUAUUAAUUCGCUGUGGGGUGGGUGGAGGAAAGAAUUUAAGCGUUCGGCGGCCGUGGCAGUCUAUCCACCCGUGGCAGUAGAGGAGCUUGAGAAGGAGGUUGAGGUCUCGGCGGAAAGUGAAGAGGAUCGGCAAAAGGUGCUCUUAUACAUUGCACAGUUCCGACCGGAGAAGAAUCACAAACUCAUAAUGGCUGCCUUUGCUGAGUUCAUGGCAACAAAGACGACUGCUACAGAAGACGCCAAACUGGUGCUCAUUGGAAGUGUUCGCGAUGACGGUGAUGCCAAACGUGUUUACGAACUCCGAUUAUUGGCGAACGAACUUCAAAUCAGGGACAGCGUAGAGUUCCACUUGGAUGCUUCCUGGCCAGAAAUCCUGGAGUGGCUUCGAAAGGCUAGCAUUGGUGUAAAUGGAAUGUGGAAUGAACAUUUUGGCAUUGGUGUUGUCGAAUAUCAAGCGGCUGGUCUGAUCUCUGUUGUCCAUAAUAGUGGUGGGCCGAAACGAGACAUUGUCAUUGAGAUUGAUGGAAAGCCAACUGGCUUCCAUGCAACGACGUCUACAGAAUUUGCGGAUGGAUUCGAGCAGGCUCUUUCACUGCCUGACAAGUUGGAGAUGAGACUGCGGGCGAGGAAGUCAGCGAAGAGGUUUACCGAAGAGGAAUUUAUCAAGUGUUGGAUCAAGCAUAUGGAGGUCUUGGUCAAAUUACGGAAGUCAAAGGAGUAA